This is a messenger RNA of Hyaloscypha bicolor E, 599 nucleotides long. RefSeq lists its product as uncharacterized. The record is from RefSeq and is a predicted model, not a curated record. NCBI's taxonomy places the organism in Eukaryota, Fungi, Ascomycota, Leotiomycetes, Helotiales, Hyaloscyphaceae. Bases 68 to 391 code for a protein of 107 amino acids. The transcript has a single exon.
CAUACCAACGUUGGUGCCAAGACGGGGCUGGAUUCCGGAAUGCUGCUGGUCAGGAAAGCUCCCGUGAAUGUUCCAAAAAGCAGCAAAAUCACACCCUCUAUACCUCGAAGCGUUUCUUGGACCUCGAAACUACUUUUCAGUCGCCCACGCAGCCUUCUUCUUCACUGUCACGAGCUGGCAGAGCCCGCCGUCCUGGCGUUUGCGGCAGUGCAGCCUGCGCACAGCAAACAUCAAACCCCCGCUCUCUCUGCCUUCAAGGCUCAGUUCACGGCCUCUCCUCCUAUCUAUAUCUCUCAUCUAUAUCUCUCAAUCAAACUCAUUCAAUAUUCGCGCACAUAAAAUCGAGGGGGCUGUGAUCUUGGUCUCUCGUCGUGGCUAUGCUUGCUCAUGAUUGAUCAUCCGACAGGAGCCGUCGUCAUGAUGUCCGAGAUGCCGGAGCCAAUGAAACGGCCUUGUCUUCCGUGCCGCUUUUGGGAAGGUGGGGUGUUUCGGAGAUAUCUGGGAACGCCGACGACAUGUUACCUCCAUACCACGACGACAAGGGAGAGCUGCGAGGGUGAGAAUGCGAUGGAUGGAGAGGUUAGGAAAUGUUAGAGACG